Molecule: messenger RNA, 4266 nt
Organism: Corythoichthys intestinalis (scribbled pipefish)
Lineage: Eukaryota; Metazoa; Chordata; Actinopteri; Syngnathiformes; Syngnathidae
Product: nuclear receptor subfamily 6 group A member 1-A
Exons: 11
Coding region: 95-1540 (481 amino acids)
Biological process (GO): regulation of DNA-templated transcription
Cellular component (GO): chromatin
Molecular function (GO): nuclear receptor activity; zinc ion binding; sequence-specific DNA binding
Source: RefSeq, a predicted model, not a curated record
CCACUUCCCAGACUGGCUGGCAGCAGUAAAGCAUGGGACACAGCAUCGAGCGAAAAAGAUCAACGCGGGACUGAUUCGGUAUCAGUCCCUGAGGAUGGAGAUAGAGAAGAGGACGAAUGGGUUCGACUACCCGGAAAGAAGCAACGCCAAGCCGGUGAACGGCUUUUUUGGAGACCACUCUCUCGAGCCAGAAAACAGUGACAGCGUGGAUGAUGCAGCUGAGCAACGUACUUGCCUUAUCUGUGGAGAUAGAGCCACAGGCCUGCACUAUGGCAUCAUCUCCUGUGAAGGCUGCAAGGGUUUCUUCAAGCGCAGCAUUUGCAACAAGCGCGUGUACCGAUGCAGCAGGGACAAGAACUGCGAGAUGUCACGCAAGCAACGCAACCGCUGCCAGUACUGCCGCCUACUCAAGUGUCUACAAAUGGGGAUGAAUCGCAAAGCAAUCAGAGAGGAUGGCAUGCCAGGGGGGAGGAACAAAAGCAUCGGACCAGUUCAGAUCACAGAAGAGGAGAUUGAGCGCAUCAUGUCAGGGCAAGAAUUCAAGGAAGAAGCUCCGUGGGGCAACAACGGCGACAGCGACCACAGCUCUCCAAGCAAUGGUGCUUCAGAGGGUAACCAGCCAUCACCUGCCUCCACGCUGUCAUCCAAUCGCUCCGUAGAGAUGAACGGCUAUACAGCAGCCCUCAGAGACCAAUACAUCAACACCUCCAUGUCAACACACUACCAGCUACUUCCGCACCUCUUCAGUUAUGCUGCCCAGUCUGGCCUGCUAGCACCGCAGCCCCGCAGCCUUUACCCACAGUCCCAUCCACUAGUGCUGCAGCUGGUGGCAGCAGAAGACCUGGCACCCCUGGCUACCCCGAUGCUCAUAGAGGAUGGCUACAAGGUAACACAGGUGGAGCUGUUUGCCUUGCUGUGUCGCCUGGCAGAUGAGCUACUCUUCCGCCAGAUCUCAUGGAUAAAGAAGUUGCCUUUCUUUUGUGAGCUCUCCAUCGAGGACUACACCUGCCUCCUCAGCUCCACCUGGCAGGAGCUCAUCCUGCUCUCCUGUCUCACAAUCUACAGCGCACAGAUCUUUGGCAACCUGGCCAAUGUCACGGCCAAGUACACACCUUCUGAUGACGAGCUGCAGGGUUUUGGUGAGGAUGGCAUGGAGGUAAUGGAGAGGCUGAUAUAUCUCUUUCGCAAAUUCCACCAGUUGAAGAUCAGCAAUGAAGAAUAUGCCUGUAUGAAAGCAAUCAACUUCCUAAACCAAGAUAUAAGAGGACUGUCAAACGUCUCUCAGCUUGAGCAGCUGAACAAGCGCUACUGGUACGUGUGUCAAGACUAUACUGAGUAUAAGUAUCCGCACCAGCCCAAACGCUUCCCUGAGAUCAUGAUGUGUCUGCCGGAGAUCCGCUGUAUAGCAGGGAAGCUGGUCAAUGUCCCUCUGGAGCAGCUCCCUCUCUUGUUCAAAGCAGUCUUGCACUCCUGCAAAUCCAGUUUGACCAGCUACAGGACCGCCCCGUCACCCUGUGUGACCACCUCCUCUGGAAAUUAGAGGCCUUCCUGACCCUGACCUCACAACCUCCCUCCCCUAACCUCCUACCCCUCAAGGCGAGGGACUGGUCUCACCUCUAAUGAAUGUGACAAGCAGCUAGUUUGUUUUUCUUAAUGACUUUUUCUUUUUAUAUUUAUUACACGACAGAGCUGAAUGUAUGCUGAUUUACACUGUGCACAUGCUUCUGUACAAAACAAAUGCUCAUAGAUGCAUUGGUCUUUGGAGUUUACAAGUGUGUAUCCAGUUUGCUCAAUGCGUCAGUGUUGCCAUUGUUAGAACUAGACUUUAAAAAAAAAAAGAGUUUAUUUUAUUCAGAUGGGGGAAGAUAGACACGUGUUGACAAGUGUUUUGAGACUACCUCAGGAAGAUGUUAUUGCUAUUUUCGUGGUGUGAAUAAAAAGUUGCCCAGUCUUAUUCAAAAUUCCAGUGGAUGCUUUGGCACCUCAAUCAGAGUCUGGAUGUUCAAAGGAGCUGUGCAAAUCAAACAUUACGAAAUGAUGUUUUGUUACAUGGAAAAUACUAGAUAUUGAUAAGAUGAGCUACUUUAGCUGCAUGGAAUCUUAGACAUUUUGCCUUUGGGAGGCUUAACAUUCCAUGAGUGAAGGUGACAGCUAUUUGGAUCAUUUGGAUCUUCUUUGGAAAAGGAGUAUACGGGUAUAUUUUACAAUCAUAGACUGGGGAUGUAAGGCUUUAUUGCAAGGGUAAGGGAGGAUAGCUUGGUUUACUUUUUGUUUUAAUAUUUUGUUGUUUUUUUUUGACCAAAGUAUUAUGCAAUGCUUUUUUGAAAUGCCCAUUGAUGGGUAUGGAGCUGAUAGCUCGACAAAGACAUUUCUUGUCAAUGAAGGAUAAGUAUAAGAAAUGAAUCCAUUGUAAUCAGAUGGGAGACCCUCUGAUGGACAGAUGAGCACAUUGCCAGAUUUUCUCCUAAAUGCUGCUAAACCUGCACCCACAUACUGUAUGUGUUCAGCAGACUUGUUUUCCUAUCAUUUAGGGGAAAGAUGACAACUGAUGAGCAGUUGUGAUUCACUAUAUCCAUGAGCAGGAUGUCGAGAUGACACCUCUAACCCAUCAGCCUAGCAAUUUUGCUACUAGACGUUUAUCAAGUACUGUCGAGUCCAAUCAUAUUUUUGCACAGCCCCAAAACCUGAAGAUUAGAUUUGACCUGAACCUGCCUCAGGUACUGUCUAAGUGGUGCUCAGUGAGUUUGAUUGGGACGAUUGACUCCGCAGACUAGGAAAAUGAAUGUUUAUUAUGCGCUGUUCCAAGUUCAGCCAACAAGAUUGCAGAUAAUCAGUUUAUGAUGUGGUGAUGAUUUUAGUGUGAUUGAUUCAGUUUAGGGCAACGACUAGACUUCUGGCCUUUGCUCCCUGUGACGGAUAUGCACAUUAUUGUAGAAAAUGGUCUUUAAUUCUGGAACUGCUCCAGUGUCUUCUGUGAUUCCUCCAGUUUUUAGCAGUUUCAUUCAUGUGCAAAACCAUUUGAAACGCAGACAAAAAUGCAUUCAGUGCAAAGACUUUUUUUGUUUUAUUUUUUUUUUUGGUUGUUUUUUUUUUUUUUUUUUUGCACACAUCGGUGAUGUUCAGAGACCUUGACCUCGGCCACUGCCCACCCAGUGUGUUCCUCUCAGGUCCCUAUUGGCCUGGAUCGAAACAGGGUAAAGUGAGUGUUAUGUAUUGCAUUCAUGAGUUACUCCAGUGACCAUGCUGAUGUGUUUGUUGUGUUAGUAGAUUUAGUUUUCAGGAGGACAUAGAAGGUCCUCUGUAGGAAAAUGUUGCCGCUUGAUAUGCGUGAGGGUUAUCCCGCCUGCUUCAUGCAGGAAAAAGUGGAUGUAAUUUGAAAGUGAAACUCAAGGGGUUUGGGCAGUCGCAUCUCUGGAAAAUCAGCUUGGCCCAAGUUGCCCUUUUUAGCCACAUAUCUGUGUGCAUCUGCAGUGUUAACACCAUCAAAAGUAGCGCUGCAUUUCUCUUUCAAAUGCUUCAGUUCCCUUUUCAUCUUUUCAUUUUUAGACAUUUUCAUGUACAGUACCUAUGUAGUUAUUUGAAUGUUUUGGGUUGUUUUUUUUGUUUUUUUGUUCUCAUGUAUUCAUUCUUUUUGUGAAUUGAGGGUAACCUCUCAUUUUCUGUUUCUUAACUUUUUGUGGACUUGAUUUAAGACUCAUUCCCUUGUGCACAGUAGUUUAUGAAAGUGUUACUCAGGUGAUGUGAUGUCAGAUACAUUUUAUGAGACGUGACUGACAUCUUGGAAGCGUUUUUGGAUUACUUGAUAUUCUGAAAUUAGGUGUUUUGGGAUCGCUUAGGAUUCCUCUUUGUUUUUUUUCUCUCAUUUUCACCAGUGGUGUUGUUAUGCAAGUAUUUGUUUCACAAGUCCAGUGGAAGCCAUUUAGUUAGAUUCACAAUUUUUUUUUUUUUUUUGAGGCAAUAGUUUAACCCUACAAUAAAUAUCGUAAUUUCUCGAGUACAGAAGGCUCUUGUGUAUAGUACUUCCUCUCCAAAAUUACCUCUCAAAAUUAAGUGACUGUGAGUAUGUAUGUCUACAUCAACUUAAGUGGUGAUCACUGUUUUUGCACAUUACUUGAAGGCAAAUGUUUUCGUCCAUAAAAUCCAUAAUUUGGAGCGUCAUUGUGAUAUUUUCAUAGAUUAAAGUAAGCAUGAGUUGCUAUUUCUGCAUACAUUUUAGUGAUUAUUUAUUGCCCCUAUACAAUAUAAUAGCUAGUGUUGGGCAUCGAG